Molecule: messenger RNA, 1535 nt
Organism: Arachis ipaensis
Lineage: Eukaryota; Viridiplantae; Streptophyta; Magnoliopsida; Fabales; Fabaceae
Biological process (GO): regulation of DNA-templated transcription
Molecular function (GO): DNA-binding transcription factor activity; DNA binding
Source: RefSeq, a predicted model, not a curated record
GAUUUGUGCAGAAAAUAAGAGAAUUGAAACCAAAUAUAUGUUUCCUUUUCUUAAUCUUAAAAAUCUGAAGAGUGUGAAUCUAUGAAUUAGUAGUGUCUGGUUUUUUCUUUUUCUGUCCCUUCUAUUUGCUUCCUUUCAUGCAUUUUGUUCUUUGUUCACCUUUGCAAUUGCAUGCAAUCACUUCCAUCAGAGUCCCAAACAGCACAGUCCAACCUUUUCCAUCAUGCUAAGAUCGUUAGAUUAAAAAAAAAGGGUAAGUAGAUUCUUCACCUUAUGUCUGCAUUGCAUUUUAGUGUUUUAAAAUAAUAAUUUAUGGUUCUGUGGUGAAAUUCAUGACAUGGGUCUUGGAGGUUUCACAUUCAGUUCACAUUUCCUUUGAGAAGGUUCAGUUUUUUCCUAUUUUAUCUUCAAAUUCUGUGACUCACUGUGAGACGGGUCUUGGGUUUGAAAUUUUGAAUGAUUCUGGUCUUGAAGGAAUGAAAUGCAAGAGGGGAAAAGAAGGAAAUUUGAACAUUAUGAGGAGAAUUAGAAUAAUUUAUAGUGACCCAUAUGCAACAGAUUGUUCAAGCGAAGAAGAUGACAAUUUUUUGAGCAAUGACUAUGAACAACAUGGUCCUAAGAGAUUCAUCAGAGAAAUCUUGGUUCCAUGCAUGCCAACCAAAUCGUAUAAAGUGGAUGAUGAUGAUUCUUUACAACAAGGUAUCAGCAUUGACAAAAUCAAACCAUGUCUUAACCUUUUGCGAAACCAUAGAAGCCGGAGAUCAUCCAGCAAGUACAGAGGUGUUCAAAGAAGGAAAUGGGGGAAGUAUGUGGCAGAAAUCCGAGACCCCAUCCGAGGCGUGCGAGUGUGGCUUGGUACUUUCAAUACGGAGGAAGAAGCUGCCAUGGCUUAUGAGAAGAAGAGAAUUGAAUUUGUGAACUCAUUGCUUGCUUUGAGGAGAAUGAUUGGUGUAUUGGACUUAGAAGAUGGCAAUCAAGUGUUGUCUCAUCCAUCCCCAGCAUCCGUGCUUGAUGUCGCGGUGACAAGAGCAUCAUCUGAUAAUGAUAGCAAUGGUCCAGCUGUUGAAGGAAAGGACAAUGUGGAAACAAGUGCUCUUGAAGGUGUAAUGGAACCGGUUCAUGUGGAAGAUCAUCAUUCAUUUCAGCAUUUGCUUGAGGAGUCAACUGUGCAAUCACCGGUUGGGUAUGAAGUUGAUAGUUUCUUGGUCAAUGACAAUGGUGGCUGUGCUAUGUGGGAUGUGAAAGAUGGUGAAGGUAGCAGCACUCUUCCACAUAUUGAAACUGCUUUUGAUGAUUCAGAGUUGACUUGGUUUGAUGAAACUCUGAAUUUGUAAUAUCUUUACAAACUUUGCUGUUAUAAGAAUUAAACUGGGAGCGGGAGCUAAAGUUGCAGAGAGUAUCUCAGUACAUAUAGGCAAAACAAAAUUUAGGCAUAUCUUUAUAUUGUUGAGGCUUUGUUUAUCAUUAAUAACGAAGUUCUUGGUUUUUUUCUUGUGUGCCCUUGCUAGACCUGUACAAGAUUCAAGCUCUCAAUU